Molecule: messenger RNA, 1640 nt
Organism: Zingiber officinale
Lineage: Eukaryota; Viridiplantae; Streptophyta; Magnoliopsida; Zingiberales; Zingiberaceae
Product: eukaryotic translation initiation factor 3 subunit E-like
Exons: 8
Coding region: 85-1407 (440 amino acids)
Biological process (GO): translational initiation
Cellular component (GO): nucleus; eukaryotic translation initiation factor 3 complex; cytoplasm
Molecular function (GO): translation initiation factor activity
Source: RefSeq, a predicted model, not a curated record
AUUUCUCAUCUAUCCGCGCAAACCCUAACCCGUAUCUUCUAUCGCCGGCUUUCAUAUCUCCAAUCUGCAGAAACGACCGAGCGCAUGGCAGAUUACGAUCUAACUUCUCGUAUCGCGCCUCACUUCGAUCGUCACCUUGUCUUCCCGCUCCUCGAGUUUCUGCAGGAGCGAGAGUUGUACGCGAACGAUGAGAUUCUCAAGGCCAAGAUCCAGCUUCUCUCCCACACCAACAUGGUCGACUACGCCAUGGACAUCCAUAAGGCCCUUUACCAUACAGAAGAUGUGCCCCAAGCAAUGGUGGAUAGGAGGGUGGAGGUCGUCGCUAGGCUGAAAUCCCUCGAAGAGUCCGCUGCGCCCCUCAUCUCCUUCCUUCAAGAUGCUAACUUGGUCCAGGAAUUGAGGCCUGACAGACAGUACAACAUCCAAAUGCUCCAUGACCGGUUUCAGAUUGGUGCUGAUCAGAUUGAGGCUCUCUAUCAGUAUGCAAAGUUCCAAUUUGAGUGUGGUAACUAUUCAGGCGCUGCAGAUUAUUUAUAUCAAUAUCGUGCCCUGUGCACUAAUAGUGAGAGAAGUUUGAGUGCGCUGUGGGGAAAACUUGCUGCAGAGAUUUUAAUGCAAAAUUGGGAUAUUGCUCUUGAGGAGCUCAAUCGUCUUAAAGAGAUAAUUGAUUCAAAGAGCUUUUCUUCUCCUUUAAAUCAUCUGCAGAACAGGAUCUGGUUGAUGCAUUGGAGCCUUUUCAUAUUCUUUAACCAUGAAAAUGGAAGAAAUAGUAUCAUUGAUUUAUUCUUCCAGGACAGGUACUUGAAUGCUAUUCAAACAAAUGCACCUCACCUUCUCCGUUAUGUUGCCACUGCUGUCAUUGUCAACAAAAGACGGAGAAAUAUGCUGAAGGAGUUGGUCAAAGUUAUUCAACAAGAGCAGCAGUGCUACAAGGAUCCUAUAACAGAACUCAUAGAAUCCUUAUAUGUGAAUUAUGACUUUGACGGAGCUCAGAAGAAACUCAAGGAGUGUGAGCAAGUAAUUUUGAAUGACCCUUUCCUGGGCAAACGCGUUGAAGAUUCCAACUUCACCACUGUUCCUUUAAGGGAUGAAUUCCUGGAAAAUGCCCGUCUCUUUAUUUUUGAGACCUACUGCCGCAUCCAUCGGUGUAUCGAUAUCAGUGUGCUUGCUGAAAAGUUGAACUUGAAUAUGACCCAUGAUGAAGCACUGGUUUGGAUAACAAAUCUCAUUCGCAACUCGAAGCUUGAAGCUAAAAUAGAUGCUGUUUCAGGGACUGUAACCAUGCCAGUUGUUCAUCAAAAUGUGCAUGAACAGAUUAUAGAAGCCAUGAAGAAUCUCAAUAUGCGGACGUACUUAUUGGCCAAGAACAUCACGGAACCUGCACAAGCUGCUCAAGCUUCUCGUUAACCGAAGCAAUUGAUUGAAUCACUUAUGAAAUCUUUGAUUAUUGCGAAGUCUUUUGUUGUUAUACUAUUGUUUUUUUUUUAAAAUCUGAUUUAGGUAUUUUUCUUGUAAACCUUUUUUCAUAUGUGGAGAUAUCUGUAAUUGCCAGAUUUGUUUUCACAUUUCUUUAACUUCUUUGCCUUGGUGGAAUGAUUGCCUCCUUGAAGAAAAACCUGGAUUACUAUCAAUUAAUCUUA